GAACUCCCUGGAACCUGGGGAAGGGGAGGCAGUGCAGGAGGUGACUGGAACAGCGGCGGCGGUAGGGGAGGGGGAGGUGGAGGCGGAGGCGGCGGUGGCGGCGGCGGAGCUCUCAGCCGUGGCAGCUGAGGCUCCAGCCUUCUCCAGGGCGGCGCAGCAGACAAUAACCGGGCUAGAAACCAGACCGGGCUGGGUAAGCUUUGCUCGCAGACAGUAGUCUCCGCCUGCCCGCCCUCCGGUGGCAGUCCCGCGUGCUCCGUUCUGGCAGCCUGGAGAGGAGCUCUCAGGGCUGGGCGGGUCGGCAUUCGCACCGCUCUGCGCUGCCCCUUGAAACCCGCUUUGAGGACUGCCCGGUGUGGGCCAGUGCCAGGUACUCGGCGCGAGCGACUGCGGCUAGAGGCGGAGAAGAGACCCAACUGUGAUGCUUCCUUUCUGAUGAUGUUAUAAAAGUGCUCAGAAGCCAGAAGGCUGCAUUUUUCAGCUGAACAUACCUGAGUUGUCCCCACUAUCAUGGAAACCCGCAAGGAUGAAUCUCCUCAGGCCAAGGGAGCAGCAGUCUCUGUGGAUACCCAGGACCAAGGGGCAGAGAAUGGAGCCAAGAACAAGGCAGCUGAGAUGAUAGAAGGGCCAGCAUCAGAACCACCCUCAUCUGGCCCAGGUAGGCUGAAAAAAACUGCCAUGAAACUCUUUGGUGGCAAGAAGGGCAUCUGUACCCUGCCUAGUUUCUUUGGAGGGGGACGAAGCAAAUGUUCUGGGAAAGGCAACUCUAAGAAGGGCCUUAGCAAGAGCAAGACCCACGAUGGCCUGAGUGAAGCAGAUCAUGGCCUUGAAGAUAUUGUCAGCGAAGGAACUGGCCUCUCCUUACCUUUGCCUGAGUCAUCCUGCCAGCUUCUCAGUUCCCAGAGUGCCCAUGGGUCUUUGGAGAUAGGCUCCAGAUGCAAGAUAUCUGUGGCUGGAACCACUGAGAAGGUUCCCUUUGUGACCAAGCCAAAAAAAGGCCUGAAAGGUUUUUUCAGCAGUAUCCGCCGUCACCGGAAGAGCAAGGUCUCUGGGGCUGAGCAAAGUGAUCCAGGGGCCAAGGAGCCUGAAGGGGCCAGAGCCCGGCUUUACGAGCAUGUGAGCUCAGCCCUUCUGCCCCACACUGAACAAACCCUCCAAGCCCCAAGAGAGGAAAAUACCAAGUCCCAAGAUCCCCCUGGACCCAAAGUUUCUUCAUUAUCAGAACCUUCUCCAACAGCCACUGAGAAGACAGCAUGUAAAGAUCCCGAAAAAAACACGAAAGCCUGUGCCUCCGCACUCCUGCAGCCCAAACCUGCCCUUGAAGCCAGUAGCCCAGAGGAGCCCCACAGCCCAGAAACAGGGGAGAAGGUGGUGGCAGAAGAGGUAAAUCCACCUGGUGGCCCUGUGGGGGACCAGCUGAGCCUCCUCUUUGGGGAUGUCACAUCUUUGAAAAGUUUUGACUCACUGACAGGUUGUGGUGACAUUAUAGCAGAACAGGACAUGGACAGUAUGACAGACAGCAUGGCCUCCGGAGGCCAGAGGGCCAACCGAGAUGGGACCAAGCGAAGUUCUUGCCUGGUGACCUACCAAGGAGGGGGUGAGGAAAUGGCUUUGCCCGAUGAUGAUGAUGAAGAGGAAGAGGAGGUGGAAUUAGAGGAGGAAGAAGAGGAAGUCAAGGAGGAAGAAGAUGAUGACUUAGAAUAUAUGCGGGCAAGUGCCCAGGUGUACCCAAGGCCCAAUCUAAAUCCAGGCUACCAUUCCACUACAUCCCCAGGCCACCAUGGCUACAUGCUUCUUGACCCAGUUAGGUCUUAUCCUGGCCUAGCCCCUGGGGACCUUUUGACUCCUCAGAGUGAUCAGCAAGAGUCUGCCCCCAACAGUGAUGAAGGUUAUUAUGACUCCACCACGCCUGGACUUGAGGAUGAUUCAGGAGAGGCCCUGGGGCUUGUCCACAGGGAUUGCUUACCCCGAGACAGCUACAGUGGUGAUGCCCUCUAUGAGUUCUAUGAACCAGAUGAUAGUCUGGAGAACUCCCCACCUGGGGAUGACUGCCUUUAUGACCUCCAUGGUCACAGCUCUGAGAUGUUUGACCCCUUCUUGAACUUUGAUCCCUUUUCUUCCUCUAGGCCACCUGGGGCAAUGGAGACAGAGGAAGAACGGUUAGUGACCAUCCAAAAACAGUUACUAUAUUGGGAGCUUCGGCGGGAGCAGCUUGAGGCCCAGGAGGCACAUGCUCGAGAGGCUCAUGCCAGGGAGGCCUACACCCAAGAAACUCACACUAGGGAGGCCCAUGCUCAAGAGGCCUAUGCCAGGGAGGCCUGUGUCCGGGAAGUCCGUGCUCGAGAGGCUCAAGUCCGAGAGGUCCAGGCCCGGCAGGAGAAGCCAAUCAUGGAGUAUCAGAAGAGGCCUUUAGGCCCUUCAGUGAUGGGCCUGGUGGAAGGGGCAUCAGGUGCUUCACAGACUUCCCACAAAGGAACCACCUCAGCUUUCCCUGCCACUGAAAGCAGCCAGCCAGAUUGGAGGGACUUCAGACCUUUGGAAAAGCGUUUUGAGGGAACCUGCUCCAAGAAAGAUCAAAGUGCCUGCCUGAUGCAGCUCUUCCAGAGUGAUGCUAUGUUUGAACCAGACAUGCAGGAAGCAAAUUUUGGAGGUUCUCCCAGGAGGGCCUACCCUACUUAUUCACCCCCUGAAGAGCCAGAGGAAGAGGAAGUUGAGAAGGAAGGGAAUGCCACUGUGAGUUUCUCUCAGGCUCUUGUGGAGUUCACCAGCAAUGGAAACCUCUUUUCUAGCAUGUCCUGCAGCUCUGACUCUGACUCAUCAUUCACUCAAAACCUCCCUGAGCUGCCUCCCAUGGUGACCUUUGACAUAGCUGAUGUUGAACGGGAUGGGGAAGGGAAAUGUGAAGAAAAUCUUGAGUUCCACAACGAUGAAGACCUUGCAGCCUCCUUGGAAGCUUAUGAACUGGGGUACUACCAGAAACAUGCCUUCAACAACUACUGCAGCAGAUUCUACCAAGGCCUACCUUGGGGUGUGAGCAGUCUUCCUCGAUACUUGGGACUGCCUGGCAUGCACCCUCGACCUCCACCUGCUGCCAUGGCCCUCAACAGGAGGAGCCGCUCCCUCGACACUGCAGAGACCCUGGAGCUAGAGCUCUCCAAUUCUCACCUGGCCCAGGGCUACAUGGAGUCUGAUGAGCUUCAUGCUCAGCAAGAAGAUUCAGAUGAAGAGGAAGAGGAAGAAUGGGGCCGAGAUAGUCCCCUGUCCCUCUACACUGAACCUCCAGGGACCUAUGACUGGCCUGCCUGGGCUCCUUGUCCUCUCCCAGUGAGGCUAGGUCCUGCCUGGAUAAGUCCUAGCCAGUUGGAUGGGCCUUCCAGCCAGUCUCAGCAUGGGAAGACAGCCUGUUGUGUAUCUCCUGUUGCCAUGUCAAUGUUGUUGUCAGUAUCAGGGCCAGAGCCAAAGGCACCUGGGGAAUCUAAGGCUCAGCUAGCUCGACCUUCACACCUACCCCUGCCUAUGGGCCCUUGUUAUAACCUCCAGCCAAAGGUCUCCCAGAGUGCGAGGGCCAGGCCUCGAGAUAUGCUGCUGCCUGUUGAUGAGCCCAGUUGCUCCUUCAGUUCUGGAGGCUUCAGCCCCAGCCCUCUGCCCCAGGCCAAGCCUGUGGGCAUUACCCAUGGCAUCCCUCAGCUGCCCAGGGUCCGGCCUGAGCCCCCAGAGCCUCAGUCCAUUCACUGUGGCGCUUCCACCCUUGACCUCUCAAAGGAGAGAGCAGAGGAAGGUGCCUCUCUCCCCACCAUCUACUCCUCCACUGCCAUGGAUGGAAACCUAGCUGAGUAGUCAUCAUCAAUUCUGGAGUGGGAGGCAUGGGGACUGAGCAUGUGAAUGGGUACAGGGGUAGGGAGAGGGGUGGGGGGUGGGGGUUGCUCCUUAACUUGAAAAUCCUUUUGGCCAAGGAAAGCUAUGAGUUUUCGCCUUUGUUUUCCCACUUUUCCUUGUCCCUCAUCUGUGGCCACAUUUAGUUCAAGUACAUCUGCCCUGGGAGACUGCUGCUAUUGCUGUGAUCCAGUUUUUGCUUUCAGGGUUUUUUCUUGUGACCCAUGCAGGGUUUGGGAUGCUGUAAUUUUGUGCCUAUUCCAGUUGCUGAGUUAGCGAUUAUAUAUAUAUAGCAUGCAUCCUUGACAUACACUGAACCCUUAGCACCCCUGCCACUUCUCCACCCAGUGUGUGAUGAACCACUGAUGAGCAGCCAGGUCUGCACUCCCUCCCACUUGGGGACAGGGAGCUUGUUUCCUGUUAUCAAUGUGAAAUUAUGAUACAGAUCCUUCCUACCCCCACUUCCUUUGGCCUUGGCAUAGCUGCCACAAUUACAUCAGAUGAUACAAUCUGUUAGUCCCAGCUAGCUGUCCUUAGGUUCAAGUAACAUGUGUCUUGCUGCCUACUGCUGUGGACUUUGGCAUCAUAACCAGAUGAGGAGGGCCUUUUAACCUGGCCUGCCACACUUGGGUUGAAGACAAAAAUAAUUCCCUUAAUGGAGUGAUCAAAUUCAUCAAGUUGCAGAUAGAAGACAAAAUAGGGUUCUAUUGUAGACACUGCCAUAAGUCUUGAGCUCCGGAAUGGUAGGAUUUUUUUCUUCUUCAUUUCUUAAGCUUGUGACUGCCUGAGUUGCCGAUGCUUUUGAAUUUUGGUUCUCUUUUCCUCCAAAGUAUAUUUUCAUAAUUCUGUCACAAGGAACACAUUCUUUUAAUUGAGAUACAGGAAGAGCAGCUGCCUAAAUUAGGCUUGGCUGUAGGGGCUGGGGCUUUUGCAGGUUGCGGGAGAAGGAUAGUAAAUGGCAGCUAAUUUUUCCUUGCCAUCAGGAGAGAGGAUUUUAGACAUUGAAGAGCUCAUGGCAACCCAGGUUCUUAAAAGGGAAAAUUGCUUCCCCUGCCCCAGAGACAAAAAGUUCCUUAAGCUUUGCCCACCCCUUCCUUGGACCCCAUAAAGAGGUUCCAUGCUAGCGCGCCCAAGAGACAGAACACCUCGGGCAUUUAGGCUGCUGUUCCAUGCUCUGUAAAGAACUUUCAUUUUCCAGUUAGCCAAGUUCUUAGCAUCAUUAAAAGACCAGACUUCUUGAGAGGAAAGGCUGUCACCGGCCCUCACUCUGCCAAGCUGAAGGACUCUGAUUUGCAUCGUAAUUGCAGCCCUUUAUGGAAUGAAUAGUGUCUUUCCUUCUCCCACAUCCAUACAAUUUUCAUGUAAAACUAGCUUGGAAAUGUUGGUGGGAAAGAGUUACUGCCAGGAAGGCAUUGCAACAGGCUAAUCUUACCAGUCUCUACUUCUCAUUAAUGACCAAUAUGAGAGGGUUCCUUUUUCCAAUAAUUUCUUUAUUGGUAAUAGUAUAUGGAACAUUUUUUCUUGGAUAUGUUGACCCAAAUUAUAAUCCUUGUUCCUCUGACCCUGUCCCAUCCCCCAACCAUCUUCAUGCCUGUUAAGAGAAGAGGUAAACAGGGCUCUUGCCAUUCCCAAAGUAUGUCAACUUAGCUUAGGAACAUAUGCUGUUGGCCCCCCAAGUCAAGAUGACUUUGUGGACAAACUGCUCCUCGGCAAGGGAUGUGUCUGUGCUGGUCUUUGUCACAAUUUCUCAGAUUGAGGUAGGCCCACUGCCUCUUCCCUCAAAGAGGAAACCUGGUUGGUAGAAGCUGCACCCCGGAAGUACCACAUGGAUUUACAUGGCACUGACACCAACACUCAAAGGACCCAGACCAGCUCUCUAGGCUGACCUUGUCUGCAUUGUGAAGAAAUGCAUCAGCCAUUGAGCUGGAGAAUCAGAGAGGGUGAGGAAGGCCCCCCUCACUUCAAGUACAUCAUUCCAUGAGAAAAGUGCCCAGAUUCUGGCUUCUCACCAAAGCUGCCCUGGAACUGAAUGGCCUGGCUCUUUGGCAGGAAGGAAACACUCACCAAAUGCCUUUACAACAGGGGAAAACCCACCACUUGCCUCUUCUGUCUCUGCUUGUCCUUCAGGGCAGUUUGUAUGUGGACUAUGCCAGCCACAGCAGGUGGUAGAGCCACCAUCAACCUUCAGAGCCCACUUGAUCACCAACCUAUCUGAGAAGAGAAAAAGUAGGUGGUCAGCCUUUGGCCAAGGGCUGAGAGCCACCCUCCGUAACAAGAGGGCAACAAAAGGUGACACCUCUGCAGGGAGCAGUCAUGGCCCUGACACACUUUGCUGAACUUUGGAAGGUGGCUUAUCACAUAGUAAGUGCUAAGACUGAGUGGCAACUUGUGGUUUGGACAUUGCUGCCUGCAAGUCCUCUUACUGUCCUGGUCUGCCCAGGGACAGGAGCCUUACCACCAGAAGUGAAGCAGUCAGGGUGUGUGGCUGCAGAAGCAGGGUCCUUUGAGUCUCACUCUAGAUCCAAGCAGUUCAUGGCUAAGUCUCAGCUGCAGCCUAGAAGAAGAAGGAAGACUGGCUGAGGACAUGUGAUGACAGGACAAGGUGAUACUGGGAGAGCCAGCCAAGCUCAAGGCCUCUCCCCAAAUAUAUGCUAGUGCUUGCUUGGCUAACACCAAAUAUGUCAUGGACUAAUAAAGAUGUAGAUGUCAAGUCCACAGAUGGAACACUGUAUCUACAUGGCAAGAUCAUGGGCUAAUGCUUUUGGAUGUGACUUCAAGGGAAGAUAUGACUUGAAAGAAGGUGACUGCUCUUAUAUUGAUACCCAGAAGGCUUAUAUAGUGUCAGAUAGCUCUGAUCUUGAGAAUUCCAAAUGAGACUGGUCCUUGGAGGACCAGUGACUGUGGAUGGAGAAGGCCACCUAGGAAGGCCUCUCCCAAGGCUGACAGUUUCCCCAUGCUUUAGCGCCUUCAAUGAAGCCCUGGCUCAGUUGGGGCCUGCCCUGAUUGUCUGGGUCAGCUUGGGCACCAGUCCACAAGCCUCAGGCCAGAGGCUUUGGUCAACAUCAGUCUUUUUCCCUCAGUACUGUUCCAAGGAGGGAAGUAGCUUCCCACACCCAGGGUGCGUUUCCCUCAUCCUGAUGCCGACAACUUUCCCACCCUUGCCAGUGCUACCACCCCACCUGCCCUCGGCCCCUGGGCCCAAUUGCUAGAAGGAGGCAUAGGGGGCUUAGAAGGGAGAUUUCAAGUUUACUCAUGUGUAUGUUGCAUCCACGUUGUUUUUAAUAUAUAUAUAUAUAUCAAAAGUCAAUUAUCUAUUUUUGUAUUGUUUGCAUUUUAUAAUCAUGGAAAACAAUGUUUAUCAAUUGUUCUUUUCUGAUAUAUUUUAUUUUUAAGCGGUGCUGUUUACAGUUUUAAACAAAGUGAAGAUGACACAAAAAUUGCUGCUGCUUGUGUAGAGGGUUGGCAUCUCAACUGCCCAGGGCCCUCACUCUUUCCCCUCUCCCUGAUGUAUCACAUCGUCCAUUCUCUCCCUCCAUGAUAGGGACAGCAGAAGAUGCCCAGGUACUAAGACAAAUGCCAGGUGACUCAACCAUGUAGAACCUGGUAGAUGGUGUAUCGUUUUAUGGUUUUACUUUUUCUUUCAGACCCUGCCCUUCCCUGUGUGUAGACCUUCUGGAAUUAAUCAUGUGUCUGUCUCUCACUCUCUUUCCUCUUUAUGUUGUGCUCUAGUUGAAACCAGAGUUUUCCAUAUUUUGCUAUUUUUCAUAUUGAGUUUCUCCAAAGGAGCAUUUUUGGGGACAUUCUCUACCCAGUGGGGAGGGCAGGGACUUUCAAAUAUUACCCCUCUCCCCAAGAAGCUGGGGGAAAUAGAUAAAAGUGAUGCUUGAAUUAUCAGGAAUUGCUCAUCUCAUUGAGGAAACCCUUGCAUGGGACUUUCAAGGAGCUCAGUUGAUUUUGACACUCACCCAGAAGACACCUUGGGGAAGGACCCUUCUUGCUGCUUUGGGGAAAUCUCUUCCUCUACCACCAUUCCCAUUCCCCUGCUGUGCUCCAGCUCACAUGUGGAUGGAACUUUGGGGAACAGUGGCUGUUAGGGUGAUGGCUUGCUGGCCUAAUUCUCACCUUUCCAUCCUAUAGUCACUCCAAAGAAGAAAAUCCACAUGGCAUGUAUAUGUGUGAGGUUUGGGCCCACUGAGAAUCGAGGCUUUAAUUAUUAUUCUUGUUACUAUUGGUGCUUAUUUUCUCUGAUGUAUAUGGGGUUGGGGGGAGAAACCAGGAAUGUAUAUUUAGAUCACGGUAAAUAAAAUGGCUGGGGGGACAGAGGAAAGAAAUUGGAAAUGGCAGUACAUCCCCACCCCCAGGUUUAAGAGUUCUUUCUCUCUCAGUGCAAAAAGGGGAUCAUGGCCCUUUGAUGUGCCCUAGCUUCCCCUUUCCUAUCCCUGAGAUAUGGAAUUUCCUGGAUUGUGACCUCUCUAAUCCUAGUUCUCACUGACAUCUAGAUAUCUUGAUGCACUGCCUGUUUGUAACAACAAAUAUUUCUUUUGCUGAAUGCUAAUAAACUGGCUUCAAGAGGGGACCCCCCCCCCAGUCACCGAAGUGCAUUCUUGUGGUUUGUUCCAUAGCAGCAUGCCUGUGGCACAUAGUUGUUGGGUUUGCCCUUGAGGGGAAAUAGAAAAAGAAAGGGGGUGUGGGGUCACCCAGCAAGGGGAACAGAAGCCAGAGCUGAAAAUGAAAGUAGAGGAAACCAGUUCUUGGUUCGAGUUGUACCCAGCAUCUCAGUCAUGAUGUGUUGCUAAAACUCUUCUUGAUACCAUCUGUGCUCUGAUACCUGCCAGGGAGCUAGCUAGCAAUUCUGAAAUUAGCUUCAGUUCCUGUAAGUGUACUGGCCUCCCCACCAUCCAGGAAGCAAAAGUGUGGGCUACCUACUGAUGGCUCCAGGAAAAGGAUGCAUCUAAUGUUGGGACUCUCAGGCCAACCUGACAGGAGUGGCAUCCUUUACCCAAUCCUAUAGGUAGAGAUGCUGGCUGGGCAGCUGACUGGCUCACCUAUUCAGCUGUGGACUUUGUGGGGAGUAUGUGGCUUCUGCCCCUUAUUGUAGGGUAUCUUAUCCAGUAGGCAUCAGAGGUAUGCAAUGGCAACAGCCCAGUCACCUCGGUCAUAUCCUGAUUUCCAGGCCUCUCCUAGCCCAAGCAGGAAUCACCUGCCCAUUUCUAUUACCCAUAUAAGGGUCCUCCUGUACCAUCAAUCAGGAGAAGGUGAUUGUCCUAAUGGCUUUGGUUUCUCUAAUCCAAACUCUUACCCUUGGCCCCUGGCAAGCAAGGGCAUCUAGCACCUGCUGGUAGGCUUCCUUGAAUUCUGCCCAAUUGUCAUGUCCAAGUCAGAAGACCUGAAACAGCACCUCCUUGAAUGUGCUGUGGAUAGUGCUAUGAUAGGCCCCUUCUCAGACUAACAAAAAGCUUGGUGGCACCCAGGACCUCAUGAACCAAGCAAAGUAAAAAUAAAAGCAAAUUAGCAAGAGAGGAAAGAUAUAACAUCAUGGGAGGGAAGCUGAUAAUCUGUAGAAAUGGAAUUAUCUGCCCUGGGCUGCUCAUGAAAGAAAGAAGAGUGUCAUGGCUGCUCAGGGAGCUUUUGGAAUAAGAAUUUCCGGGAAGGUCUUAUGACAUCCAUCAGAAAUUCAUGGAAAUCAUGGAGUCAGGGAGGCCUGGAUUUCUGCCCUAAUUUUUGCACCUCAUUAUUUAAUGGGGACUUGGGCAAAUCCUUUCUCCUUCUGAGUCUCGGUUUCUCCAUGGGAUAUUGGGUAUACAUUUGACUACUAUACAAGUUUUUUUUUUUUUUUUUGUCUUUUUGUCUUUUCUGGGGCUGCACCCAUGGCAUAUGGAGGUUCCCAGGCCAGGGGUUGAAUUGGAGCUGUAGCCGCCAGUCUACACCAGAGCUGCAACAAUGCAGGAUCCGAGCCGCAUCUGUGACCUACACCAUAGCUCAUGGCAACGCCAGAUCCUUAACCCACUGAGUGAAUCCAGGGAUUGAACCCACAACCUAAUGGUUCCUAGUUGGAUUCGAUAACCACUGAGCCAUGACGGGAACUCCACCAGUUUUUUGUUUGUUUUUGCUUUUUAGGGUCGCACCUGUGACAUAUGAAAGUUCCCAGGCUAGAGGUUGAAUCAGAGCUAUAGCUGCCAGCCUAUGCCAUAGCCACAGCAAUGCCAGAUACAAGCCACAUCCCUGACCUACACCACAGCUCGUGGCAAUGCUGGAUCUUUAGCCCACUGAGUGAGGCCAGGGAUUGAACCUGCAACCUCAUGGAUCCUAGUUGGGAUCGUUAACCACUGAGCCACGAAGGGAACUCCAUUGACUGUACUAGUUUCAAUAUGCAAGACAGAAGAUUGGGAUACCUUGAAGUGGACCAUGGAACUUUGUCAACUACGUAAGUCUGUCAUUCCUACCCUGAUUCUAACUCAGCCUGAGGUAGGGGCGUUCUUUUUGUUGUACCCUACAUAACUCUGAUGUAUUGGAUCUCCUUCUCUUCUUUGCUAGGACUGAUGGCUACCUUCACUGUGGCCUCCUGGGGAGUCCUUUGCAACUCUGGGAGGGCCAUUUGUGGAGGGAACUCUCCAAGACCUUCUUAGAGAAUCAAAAAAACCACCUUGAUCAGAUCUAGCACUGUUCUUUGGUCUACUUGAGGGCUGGGGUUGUGCCUAGUGAGAGGGCUGCCUUUGUUCCAAGUUUCUGUUUAGAGAAAAUGGAAAUCCAACAAAUAAGAGACAUUUGUACAUAAGAAACAUAAGCUUCUAGGUCCCCACUGCCUCCACUCUGAAUGGGCUCUGGGCUCUACUCUUUGUUCCUCCUAUUUCUGGAUAAUUCCUAGAUUUUGGGUGACCUGCAUGGCCUUUGAGAGCCAGAUCUAGCCAAUAGGACCAAGUGACUGGAGGUGUAGCACUUUCUAGUCUGCAACUCCUUCCAUCUGCAUUAUUUUCUAAAAGCAGGUGGGCAGAACAGUUUAUUUCAUCCCAACUUUACAGCUAAGGAAAGGGAGGUAUAGAGAAGCGAAGUGACUUGCUUGUGGUAAAAUAGAACAUUGACUGCAAGUCAGGGUGGGAAAGAGGAUGGACAAUCUGGGGUGGAAGAUAUGGUGGAAGAGAAAGAUUACUAAUAAGAAUUGUCUAAGCACAGAAUGAAUAAUGUCAUUGAUAUGUGUCAGGCACUAGACACUUUAGCUAUA
This is a messenger RNA of Sus scrofa (pig), 11092 nucleotides long. It is a transcript of the gene AMER1, whose product is annotated as APC membrane recruitment protein 1. Gene Ontology annotation, molecular function: beta-catenin binding; phosphatidylinositol-4,5-bisphosphate binding. Gene Ontology annotation, cellular component: plasma membrane. Gene Ontology annotation, biological process: regulation of canonical Wnt signaling pathway. The record is from RefSeq and is a predicted model, not a curated record. NCBI's taxonomy places the organism in Eukaryota, Metazoa, Chordata, Mammalia, Artiodactyla, Suidae.